Juglans regia (Persian walnut) is the source of this 5587-nucleotide messenger RNA. RefSeq lists its product as uncharacterized. NCBI's taxonomy places the organism in Eukaryota, Viridiplantae, Streptophyta, Magnoliopsida, Fagales, Juglandaceae. Gene Ontology annotation, molecular function: metal ion binding; RNA binding. The coding region runs from base 291 to 5186 and encodes 1631 amino acids. The record is from RefSeq and is a predicted model, not a curated record. The transcript is spliced from 7 exons. Gene Ontology annotation, biological process: RNA processing.
AAUAAAAAUAAAAAACAACCAAAACUUUCAAUUGCCCAGGUUCUAGGGUUUAUACUUUAUAGUCUCAGCUCUUCGAAGCUCCCUAAAGCUACGUCGUUUUCAGAAUUCUCUCGCACUUAUAAUCCUUUGAAUCGCGUGGACUGGUCAUUUCCUUUCCGUGAAUUUGGAUUUUAUAGAAAUUGUGCUAUGAGUUGUGUCAGCAUCUGAGAUGGGCAAAAAUUGGGUUUUGGCUGUGAAAAUCUGAGUGACCGAAUUGUUACCAGAUUGACAGUGAAGCCGUAACACAUUAGAUGUAUGGUCAAGGGAAUUAUGGUCCUCAUUUUGGGCAGGGUCCUAAUACACCCAUGUCAACUGCGUAUCCACAGCGACCUCUUGCUCCACCACCUCCUCCCCCUCAUUCUCAUCAAGGGCACUCUGUCCCACCACCUCCUUUGAAUCAACAAGCUCCUCCUGCUGUUCCACCUCAUGUAGGUCAUCCAGGUCCUCAUAUAUAUCAUCAGCAUGUUCCUCCUGUUCCAUCCCUCUCAGUUCACCAAGGUCCACCCAUUCAAGUCCCAGCUGGUGGGAUGCCAAACACAGGUCAAUCUUAUUUACAAAUUCAUGGAAGUGCCCAGUUGCCUCUUACAUACUCUAAUAGUCAACAGAAUUCACAAUAUCAUUCGCAUUUAGGGACACAAAAUAUGCAUCACCUUCCACCACCAGUACCUCCACCACUUGGUCCUCACUCGGAAGUGUUACAGGCCCCACCUCCUCCCAGGGUGUUACCUCCUCCUCCUCCUCCGCAACAAACAUUGUAUAGAUCUCCUGUUCAUCCACGUCCACAGCAGCCUGGUUCUGUGCAGGGUCUUCAACAUAUCCCAACUCGCCCUCCCACUUAUGGUAUAUCUGGUCCUGCUCAAGUAGGAGGUUUUGUACCUUCAACUGUUGGAGAGUCUCAUAUCCCUUCCAUGGUUCUGCCGCCACCGCCGCCGCCACCACCACCACCACCGCCGCCACCUUCUUCUCCACCUCCUGGUCUGCCUUCUCCACCACCACUGUCUUCAUUUACAUCAUCUUCUGCGCCCAAUCAGGUUAGACAUAAUGCCCCUACCCAUGUUGCCUAUCUAAAUCAGGAAGUUGGAAGUGACUCUGAGGUGGGUCCUCUAGCUGGAGAUGGUAUGUCAGAUGGAAGUGCCAUAUCGGAUCUUCCUCCACCUCCUCCUAAGCCAUCAGAAAAAAAAGUUGUUCAGAACAUUGAAGAUUUGUGCCAGCUUAUUGCUAAGAAUGGGAAUUGUGUUGAAGAUAUGGCUCACAUAAAUGAAUCCAAGGAUCCAGAAUUUGCAUUUUUAUAUGGUGGUGAGCCAGGAAGUGAAGCUGCAAUUGCUCAUGAGUAUUUCCUGUGGAUGAGGAAGAAAUGCAUCUUGGCAUAUAAGACGUGUGAAUGGCAAAGUGGUUCGUCAUUGAGGCCUUUAAAAAAUGAGUCUUCAACACAACCUGACCAUCUGAUUGUUGGAUCUGGAUGUUAUUCACCUACAGAUUCUGACAUGGAGAUGGAAGAUGAUUUCACCCAGUCUGACAAUGAUCAGGGAUUCAAUCACUCAAUUGAAAUACCAAACAAUGGGUGUGAUUUGGUCCCUAAGAAGCUUGAUGCAAAUGAGCAUUGUUUACAUGCACUACAUAGUUUAGCGGAAGGUAGCCUAAUGAAGGAAGCCUCAUUUGAAAAAGGGACUUGCUCUGGGCCCUCCAAAAUAGGCGAAGAAGGUAAAGGGCUUCAUCUUGACAACUCAACAUUCAGAAAGCCAAUUUAUAUCCCAAUUGUGAGUUCAGCUGGAGCUUCAGAGCAUACCAUUGCCAGAAAUUUAGAGAAAUCUAGUGCUCCUCUAUCCAAUGAGCUUAUUCUUCCGUCCAAGACUUUUGCUGCAGCUGAAACCAUCCCUACUGAUAAGUGUUUUGGUGAACCAAUCAAAGGUGGCAGCCCAUUCAGACUUCUACAAGGCUAUGCUUCCGAUGACAGUUCAGAAAAUGAUGAUAAGCCCCACUGUGAAGAUGGUUGUCCCCUAACGCUUUCACCAUCAAUUACACCUCUUGCUAUAAAUUCCAAUAGAGAUUCUGGUUAUAAUCUAGGGACAGAUGUAGUAUCCAAGGGUUUCUAUGGGACUGAAAAGGGGUUUGGACUGCACUCUGAAUCUAGCAUUGUCCAUAAGGCUCCAGAAGUUACCUCAGAUUCACAAAAGGUGGUGAAGGAUGCCGGUACAGUAUCUAUCUCAAGUGGGACAACUGAUGAACACGUUGAUUAUAAUCAUGAAAAUCAAGUGGCUAUUAGCCAUCUUGCUUCCCAUGAGGCUCUCUUGGAAAAAGAUGACUUGGGAGGCACUGGUAUUGAUGUUUCUAAGAGUGCCAUGUCUCAAAAGAAAAAUAAAGAGAAAAACAUGAAACUUGAAUCGACACCUUUAAAAGUUGAUGAAUUUGGGAGAUUGGUGAAGGAUGAUGCUACUGACAGUGACACUGAUGAUUCCCGCCACACUCGGAGGCGUAGUAAGAGGGGAAGAAGUAGGAGCUGUAGCCAAUCUCCUAUAGACAGGGGUAGGAGGAGUCAUACCCGGAAAAGAAGGGAGAGGCGAAGCCGAUCUCGCAGCUGGUCUCCAAGGAAUCGAAGAAGCAGGAGCAGGUCUCCCCUAUCCUGGCGUGCAGGUGAGGUCAGCGUUGAAAAUGUGAGGCGGCAGAAGGGUCAUCUUCCAGAAUGCUUUGACUUCCGUAGAGGAAGGUGUUACCGUGGAGCAUCCUGUCGGUAUAUGCACCAUGAAUCUGACAGGAGCAGUGGAUCAAGGUACCAGAAGAGCAAACGACAGUAUCCAGAAGAUCCUCCUAGUUUGAGGAACUCUAAUACUCGUGAAGACAUCCAUAAAACCUCAGCAAAUGUAUCUAAUAAUGAGCGCGAAGCAUCGAAGAGCCAGGAGCUGCAUCCCUAUCAAGAUGUGCAUGGUGCUACGAAAGAUGGGAAUAUCAGUUGGAAAAGGGAAGAUAUUCUUAAUGAUGCUGGGAAAUCUGGUAUUUCGGAUAGUGAUGGCCCAAUUUUUAAUUCUAAUAUCAUUAACCAUGAGAGUUCUAGAGAUGUAGCUGCCGAAUUGUGGGAAAUGCAAGUUGUUCAAGAAAAGCAAGAGCAGCAAACUACUAAUAUUCAUGAUGCUGAGAACAGGCGGUUAACAGUGGACUCUCAACAGCCUUUGUCAGUGGAUGGUUUUCUCUCUCAAGCUGCAAGUGAUGCUGAUAUCCCAAAGUUACAAGGGGUUCAAAAUGCUGAUCGCCCAUCUCAGCUGAUACAUGACUCUUCUAUAUCCGAUUCAUCACCUGGUCAUACAUCCCUGGCUUCUAAUAAAUUCUCAACAAGUGAACCUUUACCAAAUAUGAAAUCAUCAACUCAGCCAUGGCCUGACUCAAGCUCUACCAGCCGGCCGCUUUCGUCUGAACAAUCUUCAUUGCAAUCUCUGGCUCCCAAAGAGUCAUCUCAUAGCAUUUCUGGUAUGGGGUUUUCUCAUCAUCCUUCUGAGUUGCACCCUCCUCCUGUCCCACAAGGUGUAAAUGCUGGCCAUACGGUGCAGCUGCUGAAGGAUGACUUGACACCACAGGGUGCAUCCUUUCCAUUUGAAUCUGUUCCUGGGGACAGUUUUCAUCCUUAUCAAGUUCCACUACCCAAACAACAUUCCCAAUAUUCUGUACCCCCAAAUUCUUCUUGGACCUCCUUGCCGCCACCCCCUCCACGACCACUGUAUGAUUCAACUGGUGAUGCAGGAACUGCCACCCCAGGUGUUUCUUCACAGUUUCAGCAGAGCCCCUCGCUCCCUUAUAGUUCUCAGGCUUCCGUAAGGAUCUACCCUAGUGAUAGGGCUGCUUAUAUACGAGUUAGUGAAUUUCCUCUUCAAGCCUGUGCUCCAGGGCAGGGGCCUAAUCAACCACUCCCUUAUGUAGAAGAUUUGGGAUCAAACCCUCUGCCAAAGAGCAACCACCCUAGUCAGCCUUAUGGUGGCAUUAAUCUUAUGAGAGAGAAUCACUUUCCACAGCUUCCAGCCCAGGAUUUAAUCUCUUCAAGCUCCUUUGCUGCUGGCAACAUGCUGCCCUCUGCACGAGAAUUAUUUAAAGACAAAAUGCAUUCUUUUUCUGGUGACAGUUUGCCUCCAGGUGAACUUAUAAAGUCAUCUUCUCAGAGCCUUCCCUAUUCACAGAGCCAACAGCCACCAUAUGGUUUGAAAUACCCUGCAACUGAUAUAAUUUUGGGUGAGCCUGGAAAGACUGGCUCGGUGUCCAGAUACCCUUCAGAUCUUCUGGGUGGGCAUCAGUCGUCUCAACUUCCUGAGUUUGGGGGUUCAAGAAUUUCUGCUCAUCAUAAUCCUUAUGCAUCUACUUUUGAGCAGCCUCUGAGCUCCAAAUUUAGUUCUGGUGUAUUCAAGCAAGAAAAGGACGCACCUUACUCUAGUAAAUUUGAUAGUUCUUUCAAGCCGAGCCAUGUUCCUGUUGAUGGGCUAGGUGUAGGCCAUGUCAGAUCAAGCCAGAUGACUUUCUCACCAAGUUCCACUAAAGCAAUUGGGCAGCUUUUGCCUAGGUCAGGUGGCGACCAGUAUGACCCACUUUUUGACAGCAUUGAACCGGCAUCGAAUUCAUUCAGGGGAGAUGAUCAUGGUCAAAAGCCAGAACAUACUGGUGAGUCUGACUCCAUAUUAAGGUUCAGUGGGACCCGCAAGCUGCCUGAUGUGGAAGAGAAGCAUAAGGAGAUUGGGGCUGUUGCUUCAACUACAUCUCUGGACAAUGAUGAAUAUGGUGAGACUGCAGAUGCAGAAGUGGGUGCUGUUGAGAAUGAGAGCCCAAGUACUCCUGUUAAUGUAGCAAACGUAACUGGGGGUGACAUUGAGAUUGAUCAGAUUAAGUCCUCGGGGAAGAGCAAAAAGAGCAAAGAUUCUCGAUCGAUGAAACUUUUCAAGAUUGCUGUUGCUGAUUUUGUAAAAGAGGUUCUUAAGCCUUCGUGGCGACAAGGUAAUAUGAGCAAGGAGGCAUUUAAGACCAUUGUAAAGAAGACUGUUGAUAAGGUGUCUGGAGCCAUGAAGAGCCACAAGGUACCCAAGUCUCAGGCAAAGAUAGAUCAAUAUAUUGAUUCAUCACAGCGGAAACUGACCAAACUUGUGAUGGGCUAUGUGGAUAAGUACGUCAAGGUGUAGAAGAUGAUGUAAGCUGCGAUUCCAGCUUAUUACUGUAGAAGAUUUGCAAAUUGAGCUCUAUGAUAGUUUUGUCAACAUUGUAGGGUUCUGUGAAUAGAUGGAGUUUUCUGCCGGCAUCUUGAAGUCUGUACUUUUUGCAGUUUGCAAUUUCAAGUGCAAGAAAAAUAUUACAGCAUUUGGGAGGAUGAACUUGAGCACAAAGGUUACUUGGGAUCCCAACCUCAGCAGAGUUGUGAGUCAGCUGCGAAGGGUGCAUGUAUGGUUUUCUUGGAAUAUAGCUGUUGUGUUUUGUUCUAGACUCCUCUGUAAAUGUUUCCAUCCAUAAAAUUACUGUUCUUGCAAUAUCUCGGUAAAUAUCUUCCAUUUUUUUUACUAAUUAUGACAAAAAUUUGAUGUGGAAA